AUGAAGUUCCUGUCCCUCACCGCUGCUUUGACUGCCCUUGCUUCCUUCGCUGUCGCCGAAGACCUUACCACUUACUCUCUGGUUAUCGACAGGGAUGGGGCAAUUUUCACCAAGGUUCUAACUUCCACGAUUGGAAACACUGAUGCUGGAUAUGCCCAGCAAUAUGUUACCAACACCAACAUCCACGUUUACACCGUCGGAGAUGCUGAGGCUUCCUCCUCUUUCUGGGCAUACGUUAGUACUGCCACUGCUUCUGCAUAG
Messenger RNA from Ogataea parapolymorpha DL-1, 261 nucleotides. RefSeq lists its product as uncharacterized. NCBI's taxonomy places the organism in Eukaryota, Fungi, Ascomycota, Pichiomycetes, Pichiales, Pichiaceae. The transcript has a single exon. The coding region runs from base 1 to 261 and encodes 86 amino acids. The record is from RefSeq and is a predicted model, not a curated record.